UUUCCUUCAAUCACACAUAGCCACUCCAACCUUUGCUUGUUUUUUUUUUUGUUGCCUUUUCUGUACAUCUAAGUCAUUUGGGAUUGACUCCUUUUUCCUCGAGGGGAUGCACAUCGGGGCUCAGUUUACAAGGAUGAAGAAGAUCUUCAAAGUUUUGGACGGUUUUACUGCCUCGUCACCGGUAGGCGGAGGUGCCGGGGUUGGCGGUGGAUCGGGCGGGGGCUGUUCGCUUUAUCCAUCCGGAUCGCUCGGAUCUGCCGUGUCCCCCAGGGAGGCGGAAAUACCGGAGAGUCUGACCUCUGAACAGUUCCAUGUUUGCAAGACUGUCCGGCACGGAUUUCCGUAUCAGCCCACUGCUUUAGCCUAUGAUCCGGUUCAGAAAAUUUUGGCAAUUGGGACACGCAAUGGAGGAGUGCGCAUACUGGGCCGGCCGGGCGUUGAUUGCCAUUGUCAGCAUGACAGCGGAGCAGCCGUCCUGCAUCUCCAGUUCCUCGUCAACGAGGGUGCCUUGGUCACUGCAUGUGCCGACGAGACUCUUCACUUAUGGAACCUGAGACAGAAGAGGCCAGCCGUUCUUCAUUCCCUUAAAUUUAACAAAGAACGGAUUACGUGCUGCCACCUGCCUUUCCAGAGUAAAUGGCUCUAUGUGGGGACAGAGAGAGGAAACACACACAUUGUAAAUAUCGAAUCCUUCGUUUUGUCUGGAUACAUUGUCAUGUGGAACAAGGCAAUAGAGCUAUCCACCAAGACUCAUCCGGGUCCGGUUGUACAUUUAAGUGACACGCCAAGAGAUGAAGGAAAG
Molecule: messenger RNA, 802 nt
Organism: Nanorana parkeri
Lineage: Eukaryota; Metazoa; Chordata; Amphibia; Anura; Dicroglossidae
Product: syntaxin-binding protein 5-like
Exons: 6
Biological process (GO): regulation of exocytosis; regulation of protein secretion
Cellular component (GO): SNARE complex; plasma membrane; cytoplasm
Molecular function (GO): GTPase activator activity; myosin II binding; syntaxin binding
Source: RefSeq, a predicted model, not a curated record